UGAACAGAAGCGUCUGCAUGAUGAGCCGAACACAAAACAGUGAAGAAGGUGAAAACCCAAGCAGAACCUCCAAGCUGCCAGCAGGGGGAGUAGUUCUGCUGGUUCUGGUCGGUCUGCUGGCUGCUGCUGUUUUUGUCAUCUUCAGACUCUCGUUUGUCAUGCUGGAGACCAGAGAAAGCUUCCAAACCCUGAAAGAGGAGAUUGAAGCUCUGGGGAAAAAUAUCUCAGAGCUAAUGUCGACUCAGCAGUCAUCAUGUCCUCCACCUCCUGAAGCAAAAAAUGAAUGUCUGAAGAAAAGACCAGAAUGGGAGAAAUAUCAAGGAAGCCUUUAUUAUUUCUCCAGCCAGAUGUCUUCUUGGAAUAAGAGCAGACGUUCCUGCACUGAUCUGGGAUCAGACCUGGUGAAGAUCGACAGCAGAGAGGAGCAGGUGUUCCUGGAGAGCAGACUGAGAGACUUGAUGGAGAACCAAUAUGACAAGUUCUGGAUCGGACUGACGGACUCAGAGGAAGAAGGGAAAUGGCUCUGGGUGGACGGAUCUCCUCUGAAUAAAAGUUUAAGUUUUUGGAUGUCCUGGGAGCCUGAUGACUGGAAGGUGACGUAUUCAGCUGGAGAGGACUGUGCAGCGUUUGGGAUCAAAGAAGUAGCUGAUGAUCUGAUACGUUGGUUUGAUCAGUUCUGUGGUCUUCCUCGGAGAAGCAUCUGUGAGAAACCAGCGGAGAGGCUCAGUGACACGCAGCAUUAGAUGCAGCUGGAAUCAUUUAUAAAAUCUCUUCAAAAUAUGUUUUUUUAGAACAAACCCUUCUGACCUUUCAGAAUCUAAUCUGAUCUUUAUUCUUCCUCAUCAUCAGCUCCUAAAACAACAUGGCCGAAUAAAACAGAAACAAUU
Poecilia latipinna (sailfin molly) is the source of this 887-nucleotide messenger RNA. RefSeq names its product hepatic lectin-like. The coding region runs from base 18 to 743 and encodes 241 amino acids. The record is from RefSeq and is a predicted model, not a curated record. NCBI's taxonomy places the organism in Eukaryota, Metazoa, Chordata, Actinopteri, Cyprinodontiformes, Poeciliidae. The transcript is spliced from 7 exons.